CAAAUCUUACACCUGCCGAUAAGAUUUGCUAACUUUAUCACUUCAACUAAAGCUUAUCGACCCCGAAUACUUAUGACGUCUUCUCUCGAUAUAGCUCCAAGAUGGCAGUGGCAACGGGGGAUCUGGCAACGUGAACAGUGCAAAAGUUUCCACGCGUCGAGCACUUCUCGGCCGAUCCGUGCAUUUCGACGCUGGACAUGACUCAGAUCAAGACGGGCGCUGAUCUCUCCAUCAAGCAGGACUGUCUAGAAGUAGAACACCGUCAAGCCUCGCUACCCGACGACGAAGCCGCCGAAGUUGUAGACGACAAGAAUGUCGUCGUACUCGCAACUAACGAGUUGACGCCCGUACCGGACGUCACAAGCGUCGCAGUGGAUGACGCCGUCCACGUCUUGACGAAGAGUUCGGACUGGCAGCAACUGUACGAGGCUGUCGUGAUGUUGCGCCGCGUCGUCGUGCAUCACAGCCAAGUGAUCACGACCAAGCAGGUCGAAGAGCUCCUCCGUCCUCUCGCACUCGAGUGCGACAGUCUCCGAUCGGCUCCCUCCAAAAAUGCUCUGCUGGCAUGUGCCGAAUGCUUCGAGUUCCUGCCCCGGUCGAUUCAGGAGCGUGCGUUGCUCGGUGGCGCUCGCCCAGAGAUGAUCGACGUGCUAUUACGUCGAUCUGUCUGUGAGAAGAAAUUCCUACGCGAUGCUGCCUUGAUCGCAGUACAGAAGCUGGCUACCCACCUCGCUGGGAUGCCGCUUCUAGCAGCAGUAGCCCGGUACGGCACUAACAAGAACGGCAAAUUGUGUGGCACGGCUGCGAAGAUCAUAGCGUUGAGCCUGGAUCGCUUACUGAAAGACCAACAGACGUUGCCUCACAAAGGCUGCGAGCCCUUAAAGGCUGUGUAUCGCGCUCUGGCAGCAUUCCGUGAGAGCAAGGACGCAACUGCACGAACCGAGGCGACUACAAGUUUCCAACGCUUAAGUGAGUUGCUGGGCACCCAAGCGCUCGAGAGCAGCUUGAAGGAAGCAUUGCCGGGUGCAGGACAAGCUGGAGUAAUCGCUCGUAUCCUCAAAGACGCCUCUGCUAAGACCGGCGUCACGAAACCUCGAGCUCAAGUGAGAUCGUUGCGAGAUAGAGUGCGCCAGGAUACUAACAGUCGUACUGGAACCGUAACAAUAAAAUAGGGCAACUCUAAUACAAAACACUGUAUUCCUGUUGAUACGCUAACUAAGC
Molecule: messenger RNA, 1221 nt
Organism: Phytophthora nicotianae INRA-310
Lineage: Eukaryota; Oomycota; Peronosporomycetes; Peronosporales; Peronosporaceae
Exons: 1
Coding region: 198-1172 (324 amino acids)
Biological process (GO): microtubule cytoskeleton organization
Cellular component (GO): cytoplasmic microtubule
Molecular function (GO): microtubule binding
Source: RefSeq, a predicted model, not a curated record